AUGGCAUUCUCAUACAAAUUCUUCCUCGUGUCUCUUCUCUUCCUUCCUCUUGCCAACUGCGAAAAUAAAUACUUGCAUUCAUGCGCCAAAAAUAUCAUUGGCAACGUCGAUCUCCAAGCUCGUAUCAUAGGUGUCCUAUAUCAUCUUAUGAAGGCUACUCCAAUAAAAGGUUUUACGAGCUCCAGUUUCUCCUCUUCCGGAGACGACAACACUCUCUAUGCUCUCGCCCAGUGUAGAGGAGAUGCCAAUACCGACCUCUGUAGCAAAUGUGUUAAAGAUGCAGCAAAAACCCUUCAAGCAAACUGUUCUAAGCAAGCGCAAGCCUACAUUUGGUAUGAUUUGUGCUUCCUCCGUUAUGACACAAUUAACUUCUUUGGGAAUUGGAAGAUUGGUGGAGCUAAAACUGCUCAGACUGAUACAAUAGAUGCAAAAAAUACAUCAGUAUUUGUUCCUACCGUGAAAAUUAUGGUUGAUAACCUAAAGAGUAGGGUAACGAUGCCGGGAGCUAACUUAUUUGCAAAGAUGAUGGUGAGCAAAAUCUUCAAUCUGAAAGGUGUGAGCGUUUAUGCAAUGACAGAGUGUACGCGUGACAUGAAUAAAUUCACUUGCAUCGAGUGUUUGGAUCAAGCGGAAGGCUUGCUUCCUAGCAUUUGCAGGAGUUCAAGUGGCUGCAAGAUUCUCUACAAUAGCUGCUUUAUUAGAUAUGAGACUUAUGAUUUUUUUAGCACUUUAUCUCAUUAA
Dendrobium catenatum is the source of this 741-nucleotide messenger RNA. Its product is annotated as cysteine-rich repeat secretory protein 55-like. Bases 1 to 741 code for a protein of 246 amino acids. The record is from RefSeq and is a predicted model, not a curated record. Lineage: Eukaryota; Viridiplantae; Streptophyta; Magnoliopsida; Asparagales; Orchidaceae. The transcript has a single exon.